This is a messenger RNA of Salvia hispanica, 520 nucleotides long. RefSeq names its product small ribosomal subunit protein eS28x. Gene Ontology annotation, molecular function: structural constituent of ribosome. NCBI's taxonomy places the organism in Eukaryota, Viridiplantae, Streptophyta, Magnoliopsida, Lamiales, Lamiaceae. Gene Ontology annotation, biological process: ribosomal small subunit assembly; maturation of SSU-rRNA; translation. Gene Ontology annotation, cellular component: ribosome; cytosolic small ribosomal subunit. The record is from RefSeq and is a predicted model, not a curated record.
CCGCUAUACAUUAAUUUUUUAUAUUCUUCAUUCUUUCGAUAUAAAAAAGAAGCAGUGCUAGGGUUUUCGCUCUCCCUCAAGAAUUUUUUGCAGCGGCUUUCUGCUUUGCUCUCCAGGAUGGAAUCACAAAUCAAGCAUGCUGUGGUUAUCAAGGUCAUUGGCAGGACUGGAUCUCGUGGGCAGGUCACUCAGGUCAGGGUGAAAUUCAUUGAUGAUCAAAACCGUUUCAUCAUGAGAAAUGUCAAGGGACCCGUUAGGGAGGGUGACAUCCUCACCUUGUUGGAGUCUGAGAGAGAGGCGAGAAGGCUCCGUUGAUAUCUCUGCGCUGUUUCUUGCUAUGCCAAUACCUUUUUGAAAUUUUAUUAUCAUGUAGGUUGUCUCUGGAUUUUGGUAAACAUUUUAGAUGCAAAAUAUCACCUCAAAUGCGAGCACGCUUAUUGCUGCUUCUGUUUCUGAAUCCGCCUUGUUUUGAUGUUUGCCACAAUUGUGUGUUUAAUAUAUUUAUGCGCUUGCUGUUUAA